AUGAAGAGCUUUCUCCAACUCGUUGUCGUCGUCGCCGCCUUGCUGUCCGUGUCCACCGCCGACUUCUGCAGUCAGUGGCGUCUGUCCAAGGCCGGCAAGUACGUGAUCUACAACAACCUCUGGAACAAGAACGCCGCCGCAUCGGGCAGCCAAUGCACGGGCGUCGACAAGAUCAGCGGCUCCACCAUCGCCUGGCACACGUCGUACACCUGGACGGGAGGCGCGGCCACGGAGGUCAAGUCGUACUCGAACGCCGCGCUGGUCUUCUCCAAGAAGCAGAUCAAGAACAUCAAGUCGAUCCCCACCAAGAUGAAGUACUCGUACUCGCACUCCUCGGGCACGUUCGUCGCUGACGUGUCGUACGACCUGUUCACGAGCUCCACCGCCAGCGGCAGCAACGAGUACGAGAUCAUGAUCUGGCUGGCCGCGUACGGCGGCGCCGGCCCGAUCUCCAGCACGGGCAAGGCCAUCGCCACCGUCACCAUCGGCAGCAACAGCUUCAAGCUGUACAAGGGCCCGAACGGCAGCACCACCGUCUAUCAACCACCAGGCCUUCCACUCAGUACCUGACCACGCUCGAAGCCGGCACGGAGCCCUUCACGGGCUCGAACGCCAAGAUGACCGUAUCCUCGUUCUCCGCCGCUGUCAACUAAGUCAACGACAACUAAAGUGAAUAUGAAUGAUUGAUACUCGU
This is a messenger RNA of Phytophthora sojae, 694 nucleotides long. Its product is annotated as putative glucanase. Gene Ontology annotation, molecular function: cellulase activity. The record is from RefSeq and is a predicted model, not a curated record. NCBI's taxonomy places the organism in Eukaryota, Oomycota, Peronosporomycetes, Peronosporales, Peronosporaceae. Gene Ontology annotation, biological process: polysaccharide catabolic process. Bases 1 to 570 code for a protein of 189 amino acids. The transcript has a single exon.